This is a messenger RNA of Diuraphis noxia (Russian wheat aphid), 3630 nucleotides long. RefSeq lists its product as uncharacterized. The record is from RefSeq and is a predicted model, not a curated record. Lineage: Eukaryota; Metazoa; Arthropoda; Insecta; Hemiptera; Aphididae.
AUGUCUGCUACUUCGAACGCUGCACGUUGGCGAUCUGUGGGCGCUGUUGCCCUGUUGGAAUUAGCAAUAAGAACUGCUGUUUUGGCGCUGUUCCCUGUCGAGGUGUUUACGUUUAGAGUGAACGAACGUUUACAACUAACUAUAAGAACAAAUAAAAAGUUGUUCGAAGGUAGAAAAAACAGUAUUUUUGAAGCUCUCCAAACUCGAAUCGAACGUGAAAAUUAUUAUUUAAAACAAAUAGAAUGGUUAAAAUGUAAGUUGUGUACAAAAACUCGUGAUAUUAGCAUGUUGAAACAUUUGAACGAUGAACAAAUAGAACAAUUUCAGGCAUGCUUGUUUUAUAGUAAAGAACUAGAGUUGAUUAUUGGAAAAUAUCAAAAUCAAUUUUGUAAAAAUGAAAAUAUUUGUAAAUGCAAUUUGAGUAUUGAAUUCGAAUCUGAACAACUGUCAGUAGAUUCAGAAAAUUCGUGUGAAGAUAAAUCACAGAUAGAUUCAAAAUGUUCAAGUGAGGAUUGUUUAAAGGAAGAUUCAAAAUGUUCAAGUGAGGAUCGUUUAAUGGAAGAUUCAAAAUGUUCAUGUGAAGAUAAAUACAAAGAAGAUUCAAAAUGUUCAUGUGAAGAUAAAUGCAAAGAAGAUUCAAAAUGUCCAUGCGAAGAUAAAUUAAAGGAAGAUAACUCAGUAGAACAUGUCAGUGAAGGUCAGUAUGGAGAUGUACAAGAGUUUCUGCUUGCAAUUGAUGACUACUGCAAUUCAAAAACGUUAAGUAUUUCAAUCUUAACAUUAUUAAAACAAUCGAAGUCGAAUAUUAGCAGUUUAAUUAAAGAUAAUGACAUCAGUAAAAAUGAACUUACACAAUGUCAAAAUGAUCUUGCAUGUUAUAUGAACAAAUUAAACAAAGAAAUAGAUCUGUCAAAAAAAAAAGAUUCUGAGAUAUUAUCAAUGUAUUCAGAUUUAACUUUAAUGGCAGAUGAGUUGAAAAAAAUUUCAAAAGAGAAAUCAAAUCUGGAGGACCAAUUAAAUCAAUUAAAUGAAGAAUUGUGUUCCAAGGCUGUAGAUUGUGAAAAAUUAGUAAACCAAUUUGAAGAGCAGAAAGAAAAAUUAAACAACAUUAAAUCUAGUUCAAAUGUAAAAAUCUGCGAUGAUGAAUUCAUACAAAAUGAAGUUUGUGAAAAAACACAUACACUUAAAGACAAUAUUACAAUUGUAGAUGGAUUAGAACAUAAUUUAAUUGAAAUGAAAAAGCAGUUAAAAGAAACGGAACAAUUAAACAUUAAUUUUCAAGACAAAUGUAAACUACUGAAUGUAGAAAACAUGGACUUGAAAGACAAAUUGGAAAUUGAAAUUAAUAAUAACAUAAAAUAUUGUAUUGAAAUCGAAGAGCUCUGUAAACGAAUUAACAAAUUUGAAGCCGUUACUAGAGGUCUUGAGAUACAAAACAAAACACAUAUCGUGAAAAUUGAUGAUCUAAACCAAGAAAAAUGUGAUGCAGAAAAAAAAUUUAAUAAAAUAAUUGAAGAUCUAUAUUUUACCGUUCAAGAAUUAAGAAACGAAUUAGCCACUGCUCAAUUAGAUACUGAAAACACUGAAAAAAUCUUGAAAAAUAUGAAUGACGAAGACAAAAAAUGUUUUGAAAAUAAAAUUGGUUUAUUGAAAACUGAUAUUGAGAAUUUAGAAACUGAACUUGAUCAUUAUAAACGCCAACAUGAUUCAUUAUUAAAAAAAUACCUGGUUAAUGAAAAAGAACUUUCAAAAUCUAUUGAGAUGCUUAAGUUGUUACAAACUCGAGAGUUGGAAUUGAAUAAAGAAAAUGAAGAAAAUAAAGAACAUGUUUUAACGCUAUGUAGAGAUUUAAAUGUAAUAAAACAACAACUUGAAGAAAAAAUAGAAAAAAAUAAUGAAUUGACAUGUCAAAAUAAUAAUUUAAGAGCAGAAAAUGAUGUUCAGAGUCAAAAUAUCGAUGAGUUGAAUAAUGAACUAAUAAGCGUCAGAAAAAAGGAAUCGUGUGUGCGAAAAGAUUUAGUUGUAUAUAAAGAAAAACUAACGAAAGCAGAUGAAGAAAUUUCCAAUUUGAAUUCAGAGAUGAGUGGCAUUAAAUGUAAAUUACACAAAACAUGUGCCAAUUUGACUUGUACGGAAAAAAAACUUCAGGAUGCAGAGUUGAAACUGAACGAAAGAAUAUAUCCAAAAGAAAAAAUCAGUCAGAAAUAUAGUAAUAUGGUCAACUAUUUGUCUACGAACUGUGAAAUGCAGCAAUCGAUAAAGCCAAAUUGUAUAUCUGCUGGAUGCCAGUAUGAGAAAUCAGCUGAUGAUAAACAGAUAGGAGACUACUGCUGUUCUCCUGGUGAAGAAAAUGCAUCGUGUAAUGUUACUAAUUAUGACGCAAACGGAAUAAACUAUGAAAACACUUAUUCGAUUAAAAUGUCAAAGGAAUCUACUCAUAUUGGUGUACAGACAAAUUUAUGUUGUACAGAAAAUUGUCCACCUAUAGCCCAUUGUGAAACGGUUUCAGUAAUUAUUGAGGAAUCCUAUCCAAACAAUAACAUCUUGUGCUGCCCCGAACCAUAUAACGCCAAUAAAUGUGACUUUGGCACAUGUGAAUCAAAUGACAGUUGCAAAUGCCCAUGUGAGACACCACCACUAGAAACAACAUCACAGUUGGAUAGUAAUUCAACCGAUUGUUUGCGUUCUGAUGAAUCGAAACUCACGACCACAUGCGAUUGUAUCACUCAUUUCAUGGAAAAAGAAAAUUUAAAAUGUCUACUGGACGAGUCGAAACAACUAUUAGAACAAUAUGAAAAGGACGCAGAACAAAAAAUAAGUGAAAUUCAAGCUGAACAUUGCAAAAAGGAGAUGGAAAUGAAUGAAUGUUUCGAUAAGGCUACAUCGCAAUACAAAACAAACAUGGAUGACGUUACCGCACGUUUAAAAUCAUGUACAGAAACGGUUUUGUGUAAGGAAAAGGAAUUAAAAUGCUGCCGGGAAAGAGAAAAUCGACUAAAAAAAGAAAUAGAAAAACUAAACGAAGCUAUAAAAUGCAAAGAUUCAAAAAUUUGUGACGAAGAAAAUAAAUUAAAAACGAUGUGCGAAUGUUUGGAAGAAUGCAAAAAACAAUUCGUAACUCUAAAAGACUCGUUGGAGUUGGAAAAAUCCACUAAAGAAGAGUUAGAAAAAGAAAUGGAAAAAUUAGACGUUAAACCASAAAAUGAACAUCUAAAGAAGUUAAAGACAAGAGAGAGGGAUGUGGUUAAGCAACGGAAAAGUGGGCUCAUGCGGAACAAGAUAUCAAAAUUUAUUCCUCAUGAAGGAAAAACUGUUAUUAUUUCUUGCGAAGAGAAGAGAAUGAGGUCGGGAGCAGACUAUGGAAUGGGACACAAUUUCUGUAACACUGAACAAGAAAUGUAUGGUCGUCGUCGUGGUCGUCGUUACAUCGGCCAUACACGGAGUGGAGGCCACAAUCCGUCUCAAAUUCGCCCUGACACGCGAGUGUUCGAUAACGGCGACCCGGCGGUACACACGCUACCAGCUGAAUUCAUCGAAUCGUUGCGGCAACAAGUGCGAAAAAAUGUCGGCUGCGACAACACCAAUUGUUACGCGAUGGGAUGCUGCAGCAAACUCUUUUUCCGGCGUUAG